AUGUUGAGAUUAGCCUCCAAGUACACUCCAGUCAAGACUCAAUUGAGAUCAUUAUCCUCGACCUCUGCCUUGUUGAAGGCCACCAGAAUCGAAAGCGAUGCUUUUGGUGAGAUCGAAGUGGAUGCCUCCAAGUACUACGGUGCCCAAACCGCCAGAUCCAAGCACAACUUCAAGAUCGGAGGUCCUGCUGCUCGCAUGCCACUCCCAGUGGUCAGAGCUUUCGGUGUGUUGAAGAAGUCUGCUGCCAUCGUCAACGAAGAACUCGGAGCUUUGGACCCCAAGCUCUCUGCUGCCAUCCAACAGGCUGCUACUGAAGUCGCUGAGGGUAAGUUGGACGACCACUUCCCCUUGGUGGUAUUCCAAACCGGUUCUGGUACCCAGUCCAACAUGAACGCCAACGAAGUCAUCUCCAACAGAGCCAUCGAGAUCUUGGGAGGUGAAUUGGGCUCCAAGAAGCCUGUCCACCCCAACGACCACUGUAACAUGUCGCAGUCGUCCAACGAUACCUUCCCCACCGUGAUGCACAUUGCUGCUGUCACCGAAAUCUCUCACUCCUUGAUCCCAGAAUUGACCAAGUUGCGUGAUUCCUUGCAAGCCAAGUCUGAAGAGUUCAAGGAUAUCAUCAAGAUCGGAAGAACCCACUUGCAAGACGCCACUCCUUUGACCUUGGGCCAGGAGUUCUCUGGUUACGUCCAGCAAUUGACCAACGGCAUCGAAAGAGUCGAAAAGACCUUGCCAAACUUGCAGUUCUUGGCCCAAGGUGGUACUGCUGUGGGUACUGGUUUGAACACCAGAAAGGGCUACGACGUCAAGAUCGCUGAAACCGUUUCCAAGUUGACUGGCUUGCCAUUCAAGACUGCUCCAAACAAGUUCGAAGCUUUGGCUGCCCAUGACGCUAUCGUGGAAGCCUCCGGUGCCUUGAACGUCGUGGCUGUUUCCUUGUACAAGAUUGCCAACGAUAUCAGAUACUUGGGCUCCGGUCCAAGAUGUGGUUACGGCGAAUUGUCCUUGCCUGAAAACGAGCCAGGCUCGUCUAUCAUGCCUGGUAAGGUCAACCCAACCCAAAACGAAGCCUUGACCAUGGUCGCUACCCAAGUGUUCGGUAACCACUCUGCCAUCACCUUUGCUGGUGCCUCUGGUCAAUUCGAAUUGAACGUGUUCAAGCCAGUGAUGAUCUCCAACUUGUUGAGCUCCAUCAGACUCAUUGCUGACGGUUCUGCUUCCUUCAGAGAACACUGUGUGGACGGUAUCCAAGCCAACGUCGACAAGAUCGAAAAGACCUUGCACGAGUCCUUGAUGUUGGUGACUGCCUUGAACCCAAAGAUUGGUUACGAUGCUGCCUCCAAGACCGCUAAGAACGCUCACAAGAAGGGUUUGACCUUGAAGGAAUCCGCCUUGGAAUUGGGAGUCUUGUCGGAAGAAGAGUUUGACCAAUGGGUCAGACCAGAAAAGAUGAUUGGUCCAAAGGAUUAG
Suhomyces tanzawaensis NRRL Y-17324 is the source of this 1473-nucleotide messenger RNA. It is a transcript of the gene FUM12, whose product is annotated as Fum12p. The coding region runs from base 1 to 1473 and encodes 490 amino acids. Gene Ontology annotation, molecular function: fumarate hydratase activity. Gene Ontology annotation, cellular component: tricarboxylic acid cycle heteromeric enzyme complex; mitochondrion. Gene Ontology annotation, biological process: malate metabolic process; fumarate metabolic process; tricarboxylic acid cycle. The record is from RefSeq and is a predicted model, not a curated record. NCBI's taxonomy places the organism in Eukaryota, Fungi, Ascomycota, Pichiomycetes, Serinales, Debaryomycetaceae. The transcript has a single exon.